AUCAGUCUAUACUCCAGAUCAGUGUGUGACGGUAAUGCAUCCUUUGCUGUUUCACCGCCGUUGUACAAUACCGAAGAAGAAGACUAUCACGCAAGGUUAGCGAGGUUCCAGUUUAGCUUCAUUUUCCUUGCGAAAUAUGGGUGGAGUGGGUAAGAAGCCAACAGCGGGCCCCUCUGGUGUCAAGGAUUGGAUCUCCACUGCGUGCCGCUUUGCCAUGGAUCGGAAUGAUUUCAGGAGGAACCUGUUGGUGAAUUUGGGUCUGUUUGCAGCAGGUGUUUGGGUGGCAAGGAAUUUAUCUGACUUUGAUUUGAUGUCUCCUCAACCAGUCGCCUAAUGACAGCUCAAGACUGUAUGCUGUGUUUGUGACCAGAAUUCUACACCACAGCUGCUGACAGUCAUGGGACCCCAACCGUAAAUGCUGUGUAUAUGGAAUUGAAGACACCCACUAAAUCAGGAGUCACCAACCCUGUUGCUGGAGAUCUACGUCCUGAAGGUUCCCAGUUCAACCUAAAUUUGGUGGACCUGAUUCUACGAAUUAGCAGCUCAAUGAGAUCUGAAGCUGUUGAAUAGGUGCACUUUGUUAGGGCUGGAGUGAAAACCUAUAGGAGGGUAUAGAUCUCCAGGAACAGGGUUGGUGACCACUGCAAUAAAUAUUUUUAUUUUUUUUAAUUUAUCUUUUGCAAACAGUCUCCUUGUUGGCAAUGACUCAUUUGCUACACACAACUGGUUUCUCAUUUUCACUUAAUUUAUAAAUUUACAAAAGAAACGUGUAAAACAAAAUAAAGUGAGUCAUCCAUGCUGUGCACCUUGCUUGUGCAGGUUUAGCCAUAGCUGUUCAUCUUUUGCUCAAAGUAGGGCUUUUGCAUUUUCUGAAAUAACCAAUAAAACUGACUUUCAUAUCAUA
Conger conger (European conger) is the source of this 904-nucleotide messenger RNA. It is a transcript of the gene tomm6, whose product is annotated as translocase of outer mitochondrial membrane 6 homolog (yeast). The record is from RefSeq and is a predicted model, not a curated record. The coding region runs from base 137 to 334 and encodes 65 amino acids. NCBI's taxonomy places the organism in Eukaryota, Metazoa, Chordata, Actinopteri, Anguilliformes, Congridae. Gene Ontology annotation, cellular component: mitochondrial outer membrane translocase complex. The transcript has 3 exons.